AGCAGUUUGGAAAGAAAAUAGUGAAAAGUGUGGAGAAUAUAGAAUCUGUUUUCAAUGGGGGAAGAAAAAGUGAAUCAAAUUGUGCAAACUGAAAAGUGUUAAUAUUGAAAGAAUAAUAAAAUUUAAACAAAUCGCUUCAAUAAAAUAUUAAAUUUUAUUAUUAAUCUAAUAAAAUACCAGAAAUUCCUAAGUGAAAAAAGUGAUAAAGUGCAGAGAAAUUACAAGAAGGAAAUUCAGUUGCAAUUCAUUGUAGUCAAAAAAGAAAAAAAAAACAAAGAGGAUUAACAAUCAACGACCGAGCGACGACACCAACUAUAUACAACGACGACGUCUGCGGCGGCGACGACGGGGAACAACACAUACACUCGCUUUCAACAAAAAACCCACUUUAUACAAAAAAGGAAAGAUGUCAACAGGAAGGCCCAUCAAAUGUGUAGUCGUUGGCGAUGGCACGGUCGGCAAGACAUGCAUGUUAAUAUCAUAUACCACAGAUAGUUUUCCCGGUGAAUAUGUGCCUACAGUUUUCGACAACUAUUCAGCACCAAUGCAGGUAGACACAAUACAGGUAUCAUUGGGUCUAUGGGAUACAGCUGGACAAGAGGAUUAUGAUAGACUCCGACCACUCUCAUAUCCACAAACGGAUGUUUUUCUGAUAUGUUUUUCAGUUGCGAGUCCAUCAUCAUUUGAAAAUGUCACCUCCAAAUGGUAUCCCGAAAUAAAACACCACUGCCCAGAUGCGCCCAUAAUAUUAGUAGGUACCAAAAUUGAUUUACGUGAGGAUCGUGAGACUCUUAGUGCAUUGGCAGAACAAGGUUUGGCGCCACUAAAACGGGAACAAGGACAAAAAUUAGCAAAUAAAAUAAGAGCUGUUAAAUAUAUGGAAUGUUCAGCCCUAACACAAAGAGGCCUAAAACAGGUAUUCGAAGAGGCUGUGCGUGCCGUACUAAGACCUGAGCCACAAAAACGACGUCAACGAAAAUGUAUAGUUAUGUAAAUAUCGAACACGUCAUGGUUUAUAUUUAUACAAUUUCCUGCAACUCCUGUUCCCAAAAACAAACAAAAAAACUACAAUGUCCUGUUUCCAAUUCCUCAAAAUAUAUUUUUUAUUAUGUCGUCAUAGUCGAGAUCGCGCCAUUAUCAUCAACUUUAUCCGGGUUAUACGUAUAUCGUCUCUGUCUCUCAGUCUAUCCUACAACUAUCUCUAUCUAUAUAAAUAAUUCUUUUUUAUAUUUUUUGUAUGUAUAUUUAACAAAUGAUGAAAAACAAUAUUAUUUUCUAUUUAAGAACAAGAAACAAGUGAAACAAAUCGAAUUAAAGCAUAAUAUUUGAGAACCUAAUAUUAACAAAACAAAAAAAUUGUCCAAAUGUCCUUUUAAAAGAAAAUUGUCUACAUUUAUUGUAAUUCUAAGAGAUAACACAACAAACACAAACAAAUUAAAUCGAAUCAAACCACUAGUUUUUAUACCUUUUAAACUAUAACAACUAAAAAAAAACAAAGAAACCCUAAGCAGCUAAAACUAGAACUAACUCCUCAAAACACUCUUCCUUCCAAGAAAAGAAAACCUAACUCGAAAUAUAAUUAUUGCUAAUAAGUUUUUAAUUUUUAAAUUAUAAUUUUGUUGAUUUUUUCCAUCAAAGAAAGUCGUCCUUUGCGCCAUUCAUAACAGAUAUAAAUCAUUGUCAUUGCCUAGAUUUGAUAUUUCUCGAGUCAUUUUAUUUUCCAAAAAACAAGAAAUUUAUAAAAAAAAAUUUGUUUUUUAGUUUGUAUUCAUUUUAAACAUUCUCGAAUUUAGUUGAGAUUAUUAUUUUUUAAUCUAUGUUCUGUGUAAUUAUUUAGUUGUUGAUAUAGAACCAAAAUAUAUCUAAAUAUUAUUAUUUAUAAAAAAGAG
This is a messenger RNA of Musca domestica (house fly), 1889 nucleotides long. RefSeq names its product ras-related C3 botulinum toxin substrate 1 (gene Mtl). NCBI's taxonomy places the organism in Eukaryota, Metazoa, Arthropoda, Insecta, Diptera, Muscidae. Bases 407 to 994 code for a protein of 195 amino acids. The transcript has 5 exons. Gene Ontology annotation, biological process: small GTPase-mediated signal transduction. Gene Ontology annotation, molecular function: GTPase activity; GTP binding. The record is from RefSeq and is a predicted model, not a curated record.